CUGCGUCAUAUAUGUAGCGUCCCGGCAAGAAAUUAAGGAUCCAACCAAACACAAGAGAUCACCAUGAGCAACACUCAACAAGAUUAUAAGAAGGAAGACGACGAUCAGGUUCCGCUUCCUGGGUUUCGAUUUCAUCCAACAGAUGAAGAGCUCCUAGGGUUUUAUCUCAAACGAAAGGUUGAAAGGAAACCACUGCAGAUCGAACUCAUCAAACAGAUCGACAUCUACAAACAUGAUCCAUGGGAUCUUCCAAAGCCGAGCAGUGUAGGAGAUAAUGAGUCAUAUUUCUUCUGCAAACGAGGGAGAAAGUACAGGAACAGCAUUAGACCGAACAGGGUGACCGGAUCUGGAUUUUGGAAAGCAACUGGCAUUGACAAGCCUGUAUACUCCCGCGGUGGGGAAGGCCAUGAUUGCAUUGGCCUCAAGAAAACAUUAGUAUACUACCGAGGAAGUGCAGGAAAAGGAACCAAAACCGACUGGAUGAUGCAUGAAUUUCGCCUUCCUGGCAACAAUAAUGACACCAGCAAAUCUUCCAAUGAUAAAUUUAGCACCCAAGAAGCUGAAGUGUGGACUAUUUGCAGAAUUUUCAAACGAAAUUCUUCACAAAGAAAGUUAAUCAUACCCGUUCAAUCGAGAGAAAAUGCUAAAAGACAUUCAACUGAUCAUCAUCAUCAAACAAGUAGUUCAAAAGCCUGCGGCAUGGAAUCGAAUAACAAAGAAAGCUACAUUAGUUUUGGGGCUCCAGCUGCCAUUGACAUACAUCAUCAUCAUUUCCAUGAUCAGAAGCCAGUCGUGAAUCAUAGUAAUAUUAUCAAUAAUGAAGGAGGAAGCAUGCAGUGGCAGCAAGGAGAGCAGUGCAUGAGCAUUGUAACUCACGGUCAUCAACUUGUAUCGACCAUGGUAUCUACUUCUCCUUCGAGCUUUUCAGAUUUUCCAGAGGGUAAUAUCAACUAUGAUCAGUUGUUCACGUAUGGGAACUGGGAUGAACUCAGAUCUGUUGUAGAGUUUUCCAUGGAUCCAUCUCUUCUGUAAAUGCUUAUUAGUCUUCACUUGUGAUUGCAUGUGUGCAAUAUAGUACUAAGUAAUUAAUUAAUUAAGGAGAAGCUAGGGUGGGAUUUUAUCACAAAGUCUUACAUUUGGAGAUUCUGAUCUUGCCUGUAUUUUGAUAUAUAGCCAGUGCUACUGGGAACAUA
This is a messenger RNA of Rubroshorea leprosula, 1193 nucleotides long. The record is from the annotation of a GenBank genome assembly. NCBI's taxonomy places the organism in Eukaryota, Viridiplantae, Streptophyta, Magnoliopsida, Malvales, Dipterocarpaceae.